CAGGCAGGGCGGAACUGCUGCUGUUAGUAACUUAGUCAGCUACACACACACACACAGUCAACUCUCCCAGUUUAGGCGUCACUGUGCCAGUUUAAAUCCUUCGUUUUUCUACGUUCAUCGCGGACCCCCAACUCGUCUUGUUUGUGGGUGUUUUUUGGAGGUGUUUGAACUUCCCUCGCAUUUUCCCCCCCGACGUGUUUUCCCGAAGGGAGGCGGCGGUGGAGGGCUUGGGGAUCGGCAGCCAUCUUUGGACCUGCCUGGGAGUGGGAUCUGACUACUCUCUGGCACCCUAGCUACUUCAAGGGUGGGGAUUUUAACCUACAGUAAGUCACCGAUGCGGGCGUUAUAAUCGACUGACAGCGACAAGAACCUCGAGGAUUUGGCGGAAGAAAGUGUCCCGGUGGGGAUGAAACGGGAGGAAGACUCGAAUAAUCCCGAUUUGGUGCGAAUUACGCGACAUUGUCCACAGCGCUGGGACCUGGCCUGUCAGAAGAAGGCUGAGUUAACUGAGAAGCUAACUGGCUAAGCUAACUUAGCAAACAUCACACAGCUCUGAACACACAUGAAACCACUGUCCCGCAGAUGAGCCAUCAGUGGGGGCUUUCACGUCGCUGUCGCAGACCCAGAUAGUUCCUGGCGGCAGCGGCAUUGCCCGCAGCUCCCCAUUAUGCCCAACAGCAGUCGGGCGGGGAACCUAAAGGACCCCGAAAUAGCUGAGCUCUUCUUCAAGGAGGACCCGGAAAAGCUCUUCACAGAUCUGCGGGAGAUUGGACAUGGCAGCUUUGGUGCUGUAUAUUUUGCACGGGAUGUGCGGACGAAUGAGGUGGUGGCCAUCAAGAAGAUGUCUUACAGUGGGAAACAGUCCACUGAGAAAUGGCAAGACAUAAUCAAGGAGGUGAAAUUCCUGCAGAGGAUACAGCACCCAAACAGCAUCGAGUACAAAGGAUGUUACCUGCGAGAGCACACUGCCUGGCUGGUCAUGGAGUAUUGUUUGGGCUCAGCUUCAGAUUUGUUAGAAGUUCACAAGAAACCGCUGCAAGAAGUUGAAAUUGCUGCAAUUACCCAUGGUGCUCUUCAAGGGUUGGCUUACCUUCACUCCCACAAGAUGAUUCACCGAGAUAUCAAGGCAGGAAACAUCUUGCUGACGGAGCCAGGGCAAGUAAAGCUGGCAGAUUUUGGCUCUGCUUCCAUUGCCUGCCCUGCGAAUUCCUUUGUUGGGACUCCAUAUUGGAUGGCCCCAGAAGUAAUUUUAGCUAUGGAUGAGGGUCAGUAUGAUGGAAAGGUGGACAUUUGGUCUAUGGGAAUAACCUGCAUUGAAUUAGCUGAGAGGAAGCCUCCACUGUUCAACAUGAAUGCAAUGAGUGCCUUAUACCAUAUAGCACAGAACGAGAGCCCGACACUGCAGUCUAGUGAAUGGACGGAUUAUUUCCGAAACUUUGUCGACUCUUGCCUUCAGAAAUUUCCCCAGGACAGGCCAAACUGUGAGGAGCUUUUAAAGCAUGCAUUUCUCCAGCGCGAGCGACCGGAGUCGGUUCUCAUAGACCUGAUAAAUCGGACUAAGGAUGCAGUGCGGGAGCUAGACAAUCUGCAGUGUCGUAAAAUGAAGAAGCUCUUGUUUCAGGAAGCCCACAAUGGCCCCACAACUGAGGCACAAGAUGAAGAGGAGGAGCCAGAACACAGUGUGGGUAGGACGGGUACUGUGAACAGCGUGGGGAGCAACCAGUCAAUCCCCAGUAUGUCAAUCAGUGCCAGCUCCCAGAGCAGCUCUGUCAAUAGUCUAACAGAUGCAGGCGAUGACAAGAGCGAGGCGGACAUAGAGGGAGACCGCACGGUGAUGUCCAACAGCUCCGUCAUCCACCUCAAACCAGAGGAGGAGGCACGUAAUGAAGAGUCAGAGCCUAACAGCCGGCCAACUGAGCCACAGUCCCCUCCUGCACACACUCCACGGCCAAAACGAAACCGCGAACACUUUGCUACUAUACGCACAGCUUCAGUGCUCACUCGCCAGAUUAAGGAGCACGAGCAGGAUUCUGAGCUGAGGGAGCAGAUAUUGGGCUACAAGCGCAUGAGGAGGCAGCAUCAGAAACAGCUGAUGGCCCUGGAAAACAGGCUGAAGGCUGAAAUGGACGAGCACAGGCUCCGUCUGGACAAGGAGCUGGAGAACCAGAGGAACAGUUUUGCCCAGGAGAUGGAGAAACUUGUAAAGAAGCACCAAGCGUCCAUGGAGAAAGAUGCGAAAACCUUUAGCAACGAUGAAAAGAAGUUCCAGCAGCAUAUCCAGAGUCAGCAGAAGAAAGAGCUCAACAGCUUCCUAGAAUCCCAGAAACGGGAAUACAAACUCCGCAAGGAGCAGCUGAAAGAGGAGCUGAAUGAAAACCAUUCAACACCCAAGAAAGAGAAGCAAGAGUGGCUGUCCAAGCAGAAGGAGAACUUCCAACACUUCCAAGCAGAGGAGGAGGCCAACUUACAGCGUAGACAGAGGCAGUACCUGGAGCUGGAGUGCCGCAGAUUCAAGCGGAGGAUCUUAAUUGCUCGUCACAAUAUUGAAAAAGACCUAGUGCGGGAGGAGCUGAACAAGCGUCAGACCCAGAAGGACUUGGAACAUGCCAUGCUUCUGCGGCACCAUGAGUCCAUGCAAGAGCUGGAGUUCCGCCAGCUCAACACCAUCCAAAAGACGAGGAGCGAGCUCAUCCGCCUGCAGCACCAGACGGAGCUCACCAACCAGCAGGAGUACAACAAGAGGAGGGAGAGGGAACUUAGACGCAAACAUGUGAUGGAGGUUCGCCAGCAGCCCAAGAGCCUCAAGUCCAAAGAGCUACAGAUCAAGAAGCAGUUCCAGGACACGUGUAAGAUCCAGACCCGACAGUAUAAAGCACUAAGGAACCAUCUGCUGGAGACCACACCAAAGUCCGAGCACAAAGCUGUCCUUAAACGGCUAAAGCAGGAGCAGCACCGCAAACUUGCCAUCUUGGCAGAGCAGUAUGACCACUCCAUCAAUGAAAUGCUUUCCACUCAGGCGCUACGCCUGGAUGAGACUCAGGAGUCUCAGUGCCAAGCCCUGCGAAUGCAGCUACAGCAGGAGCUGGAGCUACUCAACGCCUACCAGAGCAAGAUCAAGAUGCAGACAGAAGCCCAACACGAGCGUGAGAAGAAAGACAUGGAGCAAAGGGUGUCGCUGCGAAGAGCCCUGCUGGAACAAAAGAUCGAGGAGGAGAUGGUGUCCUUGCAGAACGAACGCAUGGAGCGAACCCAAAGUCUGCUGGAACGUCAAGCCAGAGAAGUCGAGGCUUUUGACUCCGUGAGUAUGCGCCUGGGCUUCAGCAACAUGAUGCUAUCAAACAUCUCCCCGGAUUCCCUCAGCCAUAGCUUUCCUGGGGCGCCAGGAAGUUGGAGCCACCAUCAGCAACAGCAUUCGCCUGGAAGCUCUCAGGGGCACCACUGGGGCGGCGGAGGUUCGGCCGCAGGGCUGAAUCACCAAGGCAGCCAUCACCACUAUCACUCCAGUCCGGGAGGGGCACCUAUGCAUGGAGGAGGGGGUCAUUCGCUGUGGGGCCACCCAUCAGGUGGACCCCUGGGGUCACGAGGUAGUGUAGGUCUACAAAACAGCCCCCAGGCAAUGGGGAGGACACCCUCAGGAGAACGCGGCGAUCAGGGGAUGAGCAGGAGCACCAGUGUCACCUCUCAGAUAUCUAACGGGUCGCACCUUUCCUACACAUAGAUCCUGGAGUCAGUUUGAGCGUGGAGAUGUAGAGUCCAACAAACACAACACAACAGAGGACUGGCUGAGCCCUGCCGCCAUGUCUUUCUCUGUGACACUACCCCACCAUUUCUCCCAUGUACAGGUGUGGAUGUGUGAUGAAAUAAAUGUUGCUCAGGUCAAAAGGGCUGGAGAAGGCACAGCCCGUCCAAUGGCAGUUUAUUGGCACACAUGCAGAUCCUUAAAUUAUGUUACAUAGGCAAUUUCAGAGUCAACAGGUUACUUCCAUUUGUUUUUAUUUACAGUCUCUCCUGCAAAGGAUUUUUUUUUUUUUUUUUUUUAUAAAGUUUGUGCUAUUCACAGCCAUUGCUCUAAUUUUGCACAUGAAACACUGUUGGAAAAAAAAGCCUUUGACAUGUGUUAAAUAUGUCUUCAGUAAUGUGGAAUCAAACAAUCACAGAAAACCUAUUUUAUUAACUCCCCCUUCACUCUCCCCUCGCAUAUAUUCAGUCAUGAUACUGGCCAGUCCUCUGACACAGCAGCCCUGAUGGAAGAUGCUUUGCUGUUGUGAUACCAGCCUGCUGUAAUGGUCAUUUAUUAGGUCACCCCAACCCCCCAACCCCCCAACCCCCCAGGACCCUGGUCAUCAACCAAACCGAGAGCCAAAUAAACUAAUUUUAACAGUUUCGGGUGUACGCUACAACACUACUACAGUGCCUUUUUAACUUUUGAUAAUUGAAAUUACACUCAGAUGUUUAUAGUUUUAAUGUUUUAAAUUCCACCUAGAGUAUAAGAGUAGUUCAGUCCGUUUUUCCUUUUUUUUUUUUUUUUUAACGUUCGAUUAGGUUCAAAUGUCCCGGAUAUCUUUCUCACGUUUAUACAUGGACGGUGUAAACAGUAAUAUGGGUUUAAGUCGCACAAAUGUUGGGAAGUACUUGUGUUACUUGUGCAUAUCAGUCUUUAGGUGGUACUCUAGAAGUAAACCUGGAAACUUAAAUAUCACAGAGAAUGUGACUGUACACGUUCACAGGAGACUCAUUGGCCUUUGAAAACAAUCCUACUAUUGAUCUGUUCAUUUUUUUAUUAGUGCCUUUUAAAACUGCUGCCUUUUUCAAAGCACUUUAUACAGCUAAAUGUGUAUAAAACAUAUAUUCAACUUUUUUUUUUUUUUUUUUUUUGCAAAGCGCCUGGUGGAUGAAUGUUUCAUCGGUACGUAUGUAGUUAAGUUUAAGAGUCGAACUUAACCUGUACUGUGAUUUAGUUUUUUGAUUGUUGUUGUUUUGUUUUUUUUUUAUUAGAGCAAUUUACCAAGUACAAACAACACCUAGGUUAUGGCAACCUACACUACGUAAAUUAAAACAUUUAUCCCCCAUUCUUCAGCUUCUACAGUGUUUUGAAAGCAUUGAUCAUCUUGUGAGUUUAUGCAGAAUUUGAAUUGAACAGAGUAUGUGUGGAUGCUGCAGUUUUUUUUUUCUUUUUAUUAUUUUAUUUUUUUGUUGUUGUUGUUGUUUUACAACAGUUUUCCUAAAACUAAAACGGAACUGAGUUUAAUGAGUUCAUUGCGUGCUUGCAGGUAAUUGACCAUGACAGCAGGCUUGGCACUACUAAAUAAAAAACACACUGUUGAAAACAUUUAAGGCCCAGAUAAGCAACACUAAGAUCGUAAAAGGUGCUAUAAGUUAUAAUUGCUAUGCCAUCUCAUUAAGGACCCUAAAACGAGGGAGACUGAAUUAAGCACAUGCUUGCAUGAAAACAUUGUAGUGUAGAAAUGGAAAUGUCAAACUAAGUCAACGCACAUGCUGUAAAGAAAGAAAAGUACAAAAACAGCCAAAUACAAAAUUCAAUGUGGCAAAAAGCACUUAGGUAUUCCUUUACAGCUUUAACCAUUUUCUGUCUUCUCUUCGAUUUGCAGUUGAGUUGUUUCAAGCUAGAACACACUGAGAAUAUAAAAAGGCUUAAUUUAAAAGGACUUUAAAGAUAAUUCUCCAGAGAGAAUAAAGAUAUAUGCUCCCCAGAAUCGCAAAGCUGGAGUAACAUACGUGUGUGUGAGUGUUUUAUUAAAGAAGAAUUUUAAAAAAACUCACGUCUAAGAAAAAAAUAUUUUCUAAAAUUAAUAUAACUGGGAAAAAGCUUUCUCACUCGGUCAAAAUGCCUCGUGUCCCUGUAUUUACCGUUACCGUCUCUGGUAAACGCCACUGGCCAUCACUAAACAUUGCCCCUGCAUACUUCAUUCUCCCCCUGACUUUACACUUUUAGCCAUUUGUCCCCAUUCCACUCUUGGUUCGGAGCCACUUGUUCAGAUGCUGGCUCUUCCUGAAUGUUGUUCUUUAAUAUAUUCCUAUCAGAAAUGUGGACACAAAAAUGCUGGGAUCGUUUCCUCUAGUGUAUAUAUCCUGCCUAGAAAUUCUACAUUAUAUCAAUUUACAUAUGGUGUCAUCCCAAAACUCUUGUUCUUUUUUGUAUGUCAACUGAUUAGCUCCAGCUACUGUAACACAACAAGUUAUAUUCUGCAUUUUUUUCCCCCCUGAUUUGUUUAUAUUUGGUAAAGAAAAUGAGAAUGUAUUUAUCGUUAUUGAAUUCUUACCAGUCAAAUGUCAUGGCUAGGAGUUUGAAUGUUAGGUCAAUCAAACCUCACGUACAUGCCAACGUUAAGUUUAUACGGAAACAUUUUUGUUCGCUUUUACGUCAUGGUUGCAUGUGAGGGAAUGUGGAUGUUGUUGUGAGUUAUAAAACCUCUCCACCAGCCGGGAUUUUGUUUUAUUUUUUAAUAUUUUACUGUUUUAUUUUGAUGUCAGAUUUUCUCCUACUGACUGAAAGCAUGUGGGAUACUGAAUGAGAGUCGGGCAACAGAAAAUAGCGAUCCUAGCUAUGGUCAAACACUGUGCCAUACCAGAGUUGCCAAGCCCAGACACCACUGCAUUUGUUUUAACCUAUCAUUGGGCUGACCACAUGAAAUGUAUGAAACAUAAAAAGAAAGUUGGUUCUGGACUAGUGGCCAAAGUUUAAAAAGGCUUGAAGAGAUGACGGGGUGACAGGCAAGAAAAGAUAUUGCAUUUCUCUGAAGAUGUCAGUAUUCUUUGGCACAUUACCACUACAACUCAUAACCUGUAUUAAAAUGUAUAGAUGGUGGAACAUGUUGUUGAAUGUCAGAGAGAUUAUGAAGAUGCUACAUAAGAGAUGGUAAAGUACUAAAAGUGGAUUUAAAUUGUGUAUAAAGGUUGAUAAAAAAGAAUAAAAAUAGGAUCAAAUUUACUAUGUUUGUAUUGUAUUUACCAAUGUGUUGGCAGAGGGAUAUUGAACAGAAAUCAGCUGUAAUAAAGUAAUUUUAGUAUAA
Mugil cephalus (flathead mullet) is the source of this 7031-nucleotide messenger RNA. RefSeq names its product TAO kinase 1a (gene taok1a). Bases 668 to 3718 code for a protein of 1016 amino acids. Lineage: Eukaryota; Metazoa; Chordata; Actinopteri; Mugiliformes; Mugilidae. Gene Ontology annotation, molecular function: ATP binding; protein kinase activity. Gene Ontology annotation, biological process: protein phosphorylation; execution phase of apoptosis. The transcript has 20 exons. The record is from RefSeq and is a predicted model, not a curated record.